This is a messenger RNA of Triticum turgidum subsp. durum (durum wheat), 897 nucleotides long. The record is from the annotation of a GenBank genome assembly. NCBI's taxonomy places the organism in Eukaryota, Viridiplantae, Streptophyta, Magnoliopsida, Poales, Poaceae.
AUGGCGUCCACCGGAGCCGUCCCCUGCUCCGUCCUCCCCCUGCUGCUCCUCUGCGCGUUCCCGCUGUGCCAGGGCCAGGCCGGACGGCACAACAUCACGGAGAUCCUCGCCGCCGCCAGCCCGGACUUCACCCAGUUCAGCGCCGCCCUGGCCGGCGCGAACCUCAGCGCCGAGAUCGACGCGCGCAGCCCCGUCACCGUCCUCGCCGUCGACAACGCCGCCGUGGCGCGGCUCGCGGAGCGGCGCCUCCAGCCGGACGCCCUCGCGCGCGUGCUCUCCCUGCACGUCCUCCUCGACUACCUCGGCGACGCCAGGCUCCGCACCCUCGACGGCGGGUUCAGGCAGGCCGCCAGCCUCUACCAGGCCCACGGCGCGCCGGGGGCCGCCGGCAUCGUGAACAUCACGCGGGGCGGCAAGGACGACCACGUCUCGUUCCGGCCAGCGGAGGGGGUGAACGGGACAGCCGCCGUGUUCUACGUGAAGUCGGUCAAGGAGGCGCCCUGGGACAUCGCCGUGCUGCAGGUGAGCGACGCCAUCUCGUCCUUCACCGCCGAGGCGAAGGUGCCCACGCCGCCGGCCCCGGCCCCGGCUCCUGCUCCCAAGGCGCCUGCGCCUGCGCCUGCUCCUCUGGCGUCGGUCGUGGCCCCUGCACCUGCUAAGGCCCCGGCGGCCCUGCGUCCGUCGCCAAAGAAUCACACCGCGCCACCGCCGAAGCCGGCCAAAGAGCCCGUGCCUUCCCCAACGCCCGUGGUGGAGACGCCGGCGGAAGAACCUGGGGCGGACGGAGACCAGCCGCCUGCCGACGAGCACAAGAGUGGCGCCAGCGACUCGGAGCCGUGGAGCCUCGGCGCGGUGGUGGCGGUGGCCGUGCCGGUCGUCGUGUUUCUGCUGUGGUGA